Molecule: messenger RNA, 7601 nt
Organism: Periophthalmus magnuspinnatus
Lineage: Eukaryota; Metazoa; Chordata; Actinopteri; Gobiiformes; Gobiidae
Product: bromo adjacent homology domain-containing 1 protein
Exons: 9
Coding region: 810-3437 (875 amino acids)
Molecular function (GO): chromatin binding
Source: RefSeq, a predicted model, not a curated record
GAUGAGGAUGUACUUUUGACGCUGUGCAAACAUCCCCCCUGUGCCAGAUCUCACUUUAGUAUUUGCGGGUUUUUACGCACAGGACGAGCGCGUGGACGAAUAAACGACGUACCUGGCUGUUUAUUCUGUUUAAAGCAAAGCGUGGGGUGUUUUUUGUUGUUGUUGUUGUUGGUUUUUUUGGAGCUAUCCACAGUCCACGGCGCAGGGUUUAAACUGAAAACUGCGUGCGCUGCUCCGGCCAAACUGACGGAUAUAGCGCUGCGUGUGUGUGUGUGUGUUUUUGCGCGAACGAACCAGCGAACGAGCGAACGAACGAACGAACGAGCGAACGAGCGAGCCACCGUAUACCCAGCGAGCACACGAGCAGAGGAGGAGGAGGAGGAGGACGUGGUGCGGUGGCUCUGGUGCUGGAGCUGGUGGUGUUUUCUCGCGGACGCAGCGGAUCCGUGGAUGAUAUUUUACCCAAAACAUCGGGAGAAUCGUUCGUUUGCGGAGUGUACGGGGAGUUGUUGGCUGCUUUUUUCUCCCCCCCUUCACCCCGUGUGGAGUACAGCACAGCGACACAUCGAGGAGAACCGAGCGUAUUUCCCUUUCCUCCUCUUCUUCUUCUUCUUUUUCUUGUUCUUACUUGCCGCUCGGACGCAGAUCUUUUUUUUUUUUUGGCGUUUUGGAAAAUUACGCACGAUCUGGCGACUCUUCCCCCCCUCCUUCCCCUCCUUCCCCGCGCCACGCACCUCUGAAAAUCCUACGUAGAUAUCAGUGGCUGCUACGGGGGGAAGCUACGAUACGGUCGCGUGUAGAAGCAUGUCAUGACUCAGGCUCGGCAGAAGGCUUCCCUCCAGCAGAGGCGCACGGCUGAGUGGGUGGACCAGUCCCCUCUGUGGACACAUGGUGGCGCCGCGGACGAGCCCUGGCCUGAGCGCUCGCUUCGGUUCGGCCGGACGAAGAAGAUCGGCGAAGUCAUGAAGAGGACCAAGAAGAAGAGAAAGAUGGCGGUCGAGGAAAAGAAGGAGAAAAGUUUGGAUCAGAACAAAAAGUUGGACCGAAGACGCGAGAAGAAACGCGAUCGGAAACUGUAUCCGUUGCGAGGGCGGGCGGCGGGUUCGGAGGGGGAGGGGCUUAGCUGUCACGUGAUCUUAACGCGAUUGGAGGAGAGCCAGGCGGAUUCUGAACGCAAAACGCGAAAAGACGGCCACCACAAACAUUUAACUCUCAAACGAAGGGGUAGAAAAAGCAAGAAAGAUGCUAAGACGCUACCAAAACAGAAAACGAAAUCAAACAGCGCUAGCAUCGCCGACUACAUGCACGUCUUACAACCGCGGAAACGCAGAUUAGCUUCGCUCAACGCAGAGGCGGUCAACACUUUACUGCUCGAGCGACCGUGGGAUACUCAACCUGCUGCUAAACAAGCCAGAAAACAGGACGAGGCUGUGACUGUAGGGGGCGCUGCGGAGGGAGACGCUACUACGAAAACUACUACACCGGGACCGGCCGGGAAAGUGACGCUAGCUCCAAAAAUGUGCCAAAAAUUCAAGGCCAAAAAAGCGAAAGCGAAAGUGAAAGUGAAAAGUAAUCCGUUUGAGUUGAGCCAGGAGAGUUUGGAUGCGCCCGCGCCGAGACGGUUAGCGGGGCUCAAUGCUGCUGCCUUGCUAAAGCUAACUAGCACAUCCGCUACUGCUAAACAAAGGGUAAAGAGCACUCCAACUACUACUACUACAACUACUACUACUACUGCAACUUCGUCUGACUGCAAGACCCAAGCUCCUACGACUAUGACGCAACACGCGAGGGUCAAAUACAAGGGUAGACCACCGAAACACAAGGGCAAGAGGGCGCUAGCGUCGCAACACGGCUGCGCGGCGUGCAAGAAGAAGAGCGACUUCGAGCCAAAGGUGGAGUGGGAUUCGAACGGCUGCACCCAUCGUCUGACCAAACCGGGAUACCAGUCGAGAAGCAUGAUGUCAUACCCGCUGAAGCAAGUGAAGGAGGAGCAGAUGGAGGCGGAGCUCAGCCCGUACUACUGCUGCCCCCCGAAGGGUUCGGUGGAGUACUGUCACCGUUUGGCGUUCUUCUUGGGGCAGCAGCCGUACAGCGAGUCCAGCAACCAGCAGCUCAAAUCGGCCUUGACCCCUGUGAAGCGGGAGUGCCUGAUGCCCUCCCCGUCCCUCACCCACUCCCACCCGCACACCGCCCUCACCCUGAGCCCCCACCCGUGUCUCUGCACGGCCGAUCACUGCUUCUCCAGCUACUACGUCCACAUCACCCACCCACCCCACGCCGGGACCGCGUCCCCGACUAUGACCUCGCGACCGUUGAACUUUGCCCCCUCCGGGUUGUGUUCGGGGCAGAUGAGCGGGUCAAAAGCGGGGUCGGGUCUGGCGCACCCGGCUUACUGUAACUCUGUGGGCGCUCCCUGUUUCGGAGAGGCCUGCAGGAUGGGCGGGUGCGCGUUCAGAGCCAUGCCCCCCGUCACCAGCAGGGGGUGCACUUUCAGCGCGGGAUGCACCGGGUGUACGCACAACAUCAAAACAGAGAGCUACUCAUCUCCUCAGGCCGACCCCUCCCUCAUGGUCUCCUCCUCCCUCCCCAUCUCCACCUGUCCCCUCUCGACUCCGCCCACCUCCACCCAAAACACCAAACCCCAGCUGCUGCCCCCCCAGCCCCCGGCCCGGCUAAAACUGGCCAAAGAAUGUCCCCAGCCCGCCAAAACGCCCACCAAACCCCCCGCCAAAUCCUCCGCCAAAACGUCCAACGGUUCCCUGUCGAUGGGGCGCACGCGGCUGUCCCAGAAGCAGCCGCCUCCCCCCGCCCCCGCCCUCAGCUCCACCAAACAGAAGAGGGUCACGCGGCGGAGGGCCACGAACGGGUGGAGGCCGGUCGGAGUGCCUACGGAGAAGGAGGUCUUCAUCGCGGGUGAGGAUGAGACGGCCCUUCGUCAGUGUUACGAGGGCGUGGAGAGAGACGGCGAGGUCAUCCGCGUUCGGGACACGGUGCUGCUGCGCUCCGGCCCCAGGAAGAAGUCCCUCCCCUACGUCGCCAAGAUCUCCGCCCUGUGGGAGGACCCCAAAUCAGGGGAGCUGAUGAUGAGUCUGUUCUGGUAUUAUCGACCGGAGCACACGCAGGGAGGUCGUGACCCCAGCGCACACUGUGAGAAUGAGAUUUUCGCCUCUCGGCAUCAGGAUGAAAAUAGUGUGGCCUGUAUCGAAGACAGAUGCUACGUCCUGCCCCUCGCCCAGUACUGUAGAUUUUGUGCCUUGGUGAAGCGGCGUGCUGAAGGCGCUCCCCCUGGUUGCCGUGGGCGACUGGUGCCGUCUCGCCCCGACUUUGCCCCGCCCACUCACCGCUGCGUGCCCUCCGACAUCGACCCCGACUUGGUGUACCUCUGCCGCCAUGUUUAUGACUUCCGCUACGGACGCAUCCUCAAAAACCUCCAGUAAAAAAGAAAAAAAAAAAAAAAACACGACGAGAAAAAAACGAGAGGAAAACGAGGAGGGAUUUUCAACGAUUUGUGAAUUAAACCAACAUGUGAAGGAGCGCCCGGGGUUGUCGGUUCAAUGCCCGGGGUUGUCGGUUCAAUGCCCGGGGUUGUCGGUUCAAUGCCCGGGGUUGUCGGUUCAAUGCUGAGGAUGAAGUGAUUGCAAAAAGAUGUAAAAAUGAAGCACAGAUCCCUUUAGAAACCAGAUUUCCAGAUUGGAACGAACAAAUGCACUGCAAAACAUAAGCAUCUAAACUAGUUAAAAUGACCUGAAUUCAGAAUCUUGAGGUUGCGGGUUCAAAUCUGGCCUAAUAUUGUUGUUGUGUCUAUUAGCAAGACACUAACUAACACCGUAUCUGCCUAUUCAGGAGGUUAUUUCUGGUUUGAGUUGAGGGUGUGGUUGGUGUUAGUCCCUCUUAUCACAAGUUUGCAGGUUCAAAUCAUACAAACUGUUGUUGUGUCCAUUGGCAAGACACAUACACAGAUAUAUGAAAAGGUUGCAGGUUCAAAUCUCCAGCAAGACACUUCAGAUUCAUUGUAAGUUUUUGCUUGUUCAGAACAUUAUUUGUGGUUUGAGUUGAGGGCGUGGUUGGCGUUUCUCCCUCUUAUCACGAGUUUGCAGGUUCAACUCUUGCUGUGUCCUUGGGCAAGACACUUCAUGCGCAUUGGAUACUAUUCCCCACAGAGUUGUCGGUUCAAAUCUUGCAUAAUACCAUGUCCUUGGGCAAGACACUUCACCUACAUUAUCUAAUAUCAGCCCUGAACGUGAGGAAGUGGAACCGGCGCAGUGACUUCUGUGACCAAAGGGUUGCAGGUUCAAAUCUCGCAGACUGUUAUUGUGUCUAUGGGCAAGACACUUCACUCACAUCACUCAAAUAUCGCCCCAAAUAUGAAUUUAGAUUUGAUUUGUCAGCGUGAGUGUUGCAGUCAGUUAAGGUUAGUCCCUCUUAUGAGAAGUUCACAUUUUGUCUACAGUAGUUGUGUCCUUUGGCAAGACACUCACAUUGUCUUAUUUUGCUCCAGAAUAUAAAAUAAAAUCUUAGUUUAUUUGAGUUUUUUCAUGGUUGAUACAGAUUGUAUAGAGCUGCUGAUGGCUGAUUCGUUUUGCCAGUAUUUUCGGACAAAUUUUGAUGAUUUUCCCCAAAAAAUAUCUUUGAAAUUACAAUUAAUAAAAGGAAAAAUCAUCCCAAUCGAAGUUAUUUUGAGAGACUCACAGCCCUGUUUUUACUCCUGAUCCGAAAUGGAGCUGUGUGAUCUCAUUUUGUGAACGUUAUCGCCACAUUAGAGUGUUGAAAUAAAAGUUUACGCAGGAAUAUGUGAGUCCUAAACCAAAUAUUGUCCAAAACUGGAGAGUUGAGAUACGCAAAAAAGUGCAAAUAUCUCUGUACAUGAGCGACUGAGAUAAGGCCAACGGAAACACGAGAGGAAUCUGCUGUACAAAAACCUGCCAGAGGAAAAAGAAAUCAGUUUGUAUAAGAAAAAAAACAUGAAUUGGCUCCAUUUUUCUAAAGGAAUUUGACAAAAAAAAAAAACUCUCAAGAUUCUGAAGUGAGGUCAUUCUGUUUGGUGCGGAUGUUUUUCAGCGGUUCAGAUCUUCCACGGCUCGUAGUGAAAGUGCGCUCCCCUUAAAACAUCGUGGCACAAUCGCGUUUGUAAAGCCAGGGCUCAGGGACGACGGGUUCAGACCGCGGCGCUUCCGGAGAACAAGGACGAGAUGUGUGUUUACGCUGUUUGAGCGAGAGGGGGCGACGGCGAGGGCGAGGCUUUGGCCGAGGAGCGACGUAAAGAGAUCGUUUCGUCUCGGUGGAAGGAAAGGAAGAAAGAGUGAUGAGAGGAGAUAAAGAGACGACGUUAUUCGAGGGCAGUCCAAUCAAAUUAAAGUCGACACUGCGAAAAAUAACACGCGAGCUUAAAGGCGCGGUACUCGAUUUUUACCGAGUUAAAAACGCACAAAUAAAAGUUCAUUUUAAACAGUUUGUCCAAAGUUAAUCCUCACUUACCUUAUGCAUUCUGACCAUCCUAAUCACUCACAGAGAUGAGUUUAUAAGUGCUUUUUCACAGUUUUCAGAGGACAGAGUGACAACUAGCAUGCUAACUGUGCACUUCCAGAUUAUGAGACGAUAAAAUGCUUUUUUUUUUUCACGAUUAGAUUCAGACCAGACACAGCUUAAACAAUAUAUUUGUGCUGAGGCAAGAUACGUUUUGCUCAAAUACAUGGGGAAAAAUCCCGUACAGCGCCUUUAAAAUUACAAGUUGAAAUAGUUUUUAAAAAUCCCGUACAGCGCCUUUAAAAUUAUAAUUACAAAAAAAAUAGUUUUACUUUAUUAUUCCAAAAAUUAGCUUGAAACUAAUGAAAUAAGUGAAUAAAACAACCUAGAUUUCCGUAGCACUAUGUAAUUUACCCGCUGGAGGGUUUGUUUCCAUGGAGACUGUAUUGCCCUCCCUGGAAUAAUCCCUAGUAUGGCAUUAAACUCCUCUGUCUCGCGUUUAUUCACAUUGCCGCUGUUAUUAAUGCUCAAAAAACGCCUUGGAAAGCGCGCACUCCCGCUGUUCAACGGGGUUAUUUUCCACAGAUCUGACCCGUAAUCAGCUUUGACGCAGAGAUGAAUAUGUUUAAUGCCAUAUUGCGGAACAUUUCAGGCAUCAAACGAACAAACCCUCUAUUUGAAAUGUCACACAGCGCACGUUUAAGGCGAUUUCAGCUCGCGUCGACGUGUUAUUUUGUGCAGUGUCGGCCCGUGCGCCCAUCGUGACAUCACUCAGUUCCAGCCAAUAGAAACAGCCCUUACUGAGGAGUCGAUGCUCACCUUGUUUUUUUUGUUUGUUUUUUUUAAGUUAGUUUUCCUGUGACUUGCCUUAUAAAUUGCAGGUAGAGCUUUAGGCAGCUAGUUUCACUUUACAAAUACAAUAGUUACGAUCCAUAGAGUGAACAGUUCAACUCUGCGGACGGACAGAACGAGGCACAGGUUAAUAAUCGAACCGAACCCGUUUGUGCGGCGCCUUUUCAGACUUGUCGUUCUCCAUGUUGCUAUUCAGAGCUCUAGCUGCUUGCCUUGCGUCCCAAAGUGUUGCGAUGUCUAGAAAUGCCUGUUAAAUCCUUAUAUUUUAACUUCAUAUUUAUAAAAAUCGACCUGUAAACAUCGGGAGCUGCUAAAUGUUAAGUGAAAACAGAAUGCAGCAGGUUGGUUUGUAAAAAAACGCACGUUAAAAAUGGUUCAUGGUGAAUCUCCCUGUUUUUAAAUGGAUGUGAUUGACAGGUGGAUUAGCCAAUCACUGGACAGGAAAAAAUUCAUGAAAUAAAACUCUCACAGGCGGAUGGAAACACGUCAGAUUUCUGCAGAAUCAAUGAGACAAACACUGAACUAACUUGAUUUUAUUUGUAAAUCAUAGUUGACCAAUGAGGGGCUUCGUUUCACACGUGUCACUGAAAUAAGACGAUCUGAUUGGACGAUCACGUUUGACCGGGUUUGAGAUGCAAACUGUGUAAAACAUACAACGAAAUCUAUCUGGUAAAUCAUUUUUAUGCAGAAUAAACCCCAUGGAGACGCAGGGAGGGCAUCUGACACACACAGGGAGGGCAUCUGACACAAACAGGGAAGGUAUUUGACACACAGGGACAUUUCAGACCAUUUUUUACAGCUCUAAAUGACAGGAUUAGCAGCUUUUAUGCAGAAUAAACCCCAUGGAGACGCAGGGAGGGCAUCUGACACAAACAGGGAGGGCAUCUGACACAAACAGGGAGGGCAUCUGACACAAACAGGGAAGGUAUUUGACACACAGGGACAUUUCAGAACAUGUUUGUACAGAUUUGAAUGCCAGGAUUAGCAUCUUUUAUGCAGAAUAAACCCCAUGGAGACCCAGGGAGGGCAUCUGACACACAGGGCUAGUUCAGAACACAUUUUUUCCAGAUCUAAACUACAGAAUUAGCCGUUUUUUUAUGCAGAAUAAACUCCAUGGAGACGUAGGGAGGGCAUCUGACACACACAAACACUCCAGAACAUGUUUUUACACGUCUAAACUACAGGGUCAGCAGCUUUUACGCAGAAUAAAAACCAGAUAUUUUGUCAUUUGCGGUGAAAAUCAUGUCUUUUUUUGCUCAUUUUGUUCACUCAAAUUGCGAAUAACC